AUGGCAGCACCUCUCCGCUUCGAUGGCAAAGUCGCCCUCAUCACCGGCGCAGCGAGUGGCAUCGGACGAGCCACGGCGAUUAAACUUGCUUCUCAAGGCGCCAGYCUUUCUCUCUCGGAUAUCAACGAAACGGGAUUGGAGGAGACAAAGUCCCUUUGUGCCGACAACUCCAAGCAACAUUUUCUCUCCACUUUGGACGUUUGUUCGUCUGCAGGCUGCAAUGAGUUUGUUAAGAAGACGGUCCGCAACUUUGGAGCGCUGGAUUUUGUUUUCAAUUGCGCGGGCGUAAACCCUACCGCAUACMAGCUGACCAGCACAACGGACGAAUACUUUGACAAGCUGAUGAAUACAAAUUUGAAAGGGACUUAUAAUGUUACUAGGGCUUGCAUUCCGCAUAUGAAACCUGGGAGUAGCAUUGUGAAUGUAAGCUCCACGAUGGGUAUUACAGCCGCGCCUGAGUAUGCGAUUUAUUGUGCGACGAAAUGGGGAAUCGUGGGUUUCACAAAGGCCAUGGCUCUCGAACUCGGACCUAAACAAAUUCGCGUGAAUGCCGUUGCGCCGGGAUACAUUAAUACGCCUUCGAAUGCAGGCGUCGUGGCGGGUCCCGAGGCAAUCAAAAGGCAAGAACAAUCGGUUGCUCUGGGGCGGAUGGGUACCGCCGAUGAGGUGGCGGAUGUGGUCGCGUUUCUGUUCAGUGAGGAAUCCAGAUAUAUGACAGGGAGUGUAGUUGAGAUAACAGGUGGGAGAGCGUGA
Ramularia collo-cygni is the source of this 753-nucleotide messenger RNA. Its product is annotated as related to estradiol 17-beta-dehydrogenase 8. The coding region runs from base 1 to 753 and encodes 250 amino acids. Gene Ontology annotation, molecular function: oxidoreductase activity. NCBI's taxonomy places the organism in Eukaryota, Fungi, Ascomycota, Dothideomycetes, Mycosphaerellales, Mycosphaerellaceae. The record is from RefSeq and is a predicted model, not a curated record. The transcript has 5 exons.